AUGGCUAUGCGCAAUGUCGGUGUGAAGACUAGCCAAAUCAUGGACUAUAUGGUAAAUCAGUCCGGGUCUUAUGAGAAUGUUGGUUUCAUCCGUACGGAUCUGCACAACCAUAUUCAAGCCGAACGUAGAGCAGAAGUUGAGGAUGGUGAUGCGCAGGCUAAUGAGACAAUUGAAACAUACACGUGGGUUUUGGAAACAUUUAUGGAGGCGAUAGGCAAUAAAGCACCUGUGUCCGUACUGACAGAUGGGGAUAAGUCGAUGCGAGAGGCAAUCAGAAGAGUAUUUCCAGAUGCAAGACAUCGAUUAUGUAAUUGGCAUCUUGGGAAAAAUGCUGUUUCAAAUGUUCACAUAAGUGGCUUUGCACAUGCUUUCAAGCAGUGCAUGGACAUGGAAACGGAUGAGACAAAGUUUGAGCAUGGCUGGACGACAAUGGUCGAAGAAUUUGGACUUCAAACCAACAGUUGGGUGUUGGAGACAUAUGAGAAGCGUCAUAUGUGGGCUGAGGCAUAUAUGCGUGGACAUUUCUUUGCUGGGAUGAAGAGCACUCAGCGCUCGGAGUGUAUGAAUGCUUAUUUCAAUCCCUUCCUCCAACACAAAUUGAAGCUAUAUGAAUUUGUUAGGCACUAUGAUCGGGCUCUUGCAAGGAUAAGGUAUAACGAGGCUGGAGAUGAUGCUGAAACAAAUAACACUUUUCCGAUGGACAAGGGCUGCAAGCAAGGAUGGCCAGCAAUGGCCUCAACCCUCAAUUGA
Camellia sinensis is the source of this 750-nucleotide messenger RNA. The record is from RefSeq and is a predicted model, not a curated record. Lineage: Eukaryota; Viridiplantae; Streptophyta; Magnoliopsida; Ericales; Theaceae.